Hevea brasiliensis (rubber tree) is the source of this 1841-nucleotide messenger RNA. RefSeq lists its product as uncharacterized. Gene Ontology annotation, biological process: aromatic amino acid biosynthetic process. Gene Ontology annotation, molecular function: oxidoreductase activity; 3-dehydroquinate synthase activity. NCBI's taxonomy places the organism in Eukaryota, Viridiplantae, Streptophyta, Magnoliopsida, Malpighiales, Euphorbiaceae. The transcript has 9 exons. The coding region runs from base 391 to 1512 and encodes 373 amino acids. The record is from RefSeq and is a predicted model, not a curated record.
AAAACCAGUAGCCCACUUAGACAAAUUCGAUCAAAGCUCAAUUGGAAUACUACCCCAAGUCCAAAUCCAACAAACAAACUCAUAAUCCACUUAACAAGCUUGACAAGAAAUUGAAAACCAUGGCCAUGUCGUUUCUGUCUUCUGCCCCUUUCCAAGGAUUCCCCAACCAGCUCCCCUGCUUCACCCCAAAAACAGGUUAUUGUACUUUCCUUUCCACUUCUCUCUUUCUGCAUAACCCAUGUGUCUGAAUGUUAAAAGCUACUUAAUUUUUGUUUCUUCCGUUCAAUAGGUGCAGAAAGAUUGAACGUUUGCAAUCUAAUUUCGUGGGACACUCGUUCAAGAAAAGCAAACAGCAAUAAGGCAAACCAGUGGCACCAUAGAGCUCUUCUUAUGACAAUGUCUUCUGCUUCUUCAGAUUCUGCAUCAAGAAUUUCAUCAGGUGCCUUUGAGAAAUCGAAGAGAGUGUGGAUAUGGACACAAAACAAGCAAGUCAUGACUGCUGCUGUUGAAAGAGGCUGGAACAACUUCAUCUUCCGGUCUGAACAUCGAGAACUUGCCAAUGACUGGUCAGCAAUUGCAUUGAUAUAUCCCCUCUUUAUUAAAGAAGGAGAGGUUUUAGAUGAUGGGAACAAUAGGGUUGCCACGAUUUUCCAGGUUUCAACUCCUGAAGAGCUACAGCAACUUCAACCAGAAAAUGCCCAGGCUGAGAAUAUUGUUAUUGAUUUACUGGAUUGGCAGAUAAUACCUGCAGAGAAUAUUAUUGCAGCAUUCCAAGGCUGUCAAAAAACUGUGUUUGCCAUCUCAAAUACACCUUCUGAAGCACAAAUCUUCCUUGAGGCCCUGGAGCAAGGUUUGGGUGGAGUUGUUCUAAAAGUUGAGGAUGCUGAAGCUGUCAUUGAGCUCAAGGAGUAUUUUGACAGAAGGAAUGAAUCAAGCAAUAUGUUGAGCUUGACAAAAGGAACUGUAACUAAAAUUCAAGUAGCUGGAAUGGGUGAUCGUGUUUGUGUGGAUCUCUGCAGCCUCAUGAAAUCUGGUGAAGGACUUCUGGUUGGUUCCUUUGCUAGAGGACUAUUCCUUGUUCACUCAGAAUGCUUGGAGUCAAAUUAUAUUGCUAGCAGGCCUUUUCGUGUCAAUGCAGGACCAGUACAUGCAUAUAUCUCUAUUCCAGGAGGAAAGACUUGCUACCUUUCCGAGUUAAAAGCUGGCAAAGAAGUAAUGAUAGUUGACCAAAAAGGUCAGCUGCGAACAGCAAUUGUUGGCCGUGUAAAGAUAGAGACUAGACCCCUUAUCCUUGUAGAGGCAAAGAUAGAUUCCGAUGAUCAAAUGCAUUACAGUAUCUUCCUACAGAAUGCAGAGACAGUUGCCUUAGUGCCUCCAUGCGAAGGAAGUGGACUGCAAAAAGUAGCUAUUCCUGUGACUGCAUUAAAAGUUGGAGAUGAAGUUUUAUUGCGGAUACAAGGUGCAGCCCGCCAUACAGGAAUAGAAAUUCAAGAAUUCAUUAUUGAGAAUUGAUCAAUAAUGAGAUUUCUACUUUCCAAUCAAUAUGUUGGUGAUCAUCUGUGCAGCAAUGAGAAGGAUGAUCGCCAUCCAACAGAAAUGCUCCCAUCUAUGUCGCAUUCUUGUGCAAGAAUCCAGUUUCAAGGUUCAAGAAAACCACUGUAAAUUUAAGCAAAUUCUUGAUGAAAUUUUUGACUUGUGGGUGAAAGGAUCAAAUGAUUAUAAUCUAUGGCCUCUUUUUAUGGAAUAAUUUUAUGGUAGCACCGUGAUUCCAUGUAGGCAGAUUUACAUAAAAUGACAAACUAAUAGUGAUUUACAUGCAAGAAAUAAAAGUUAUUUUUACU